Oncorhynchus gorbuscha (pink salmon) is the source of this 1345-nucleotide messenger RNA. RefSeq names its product guanine nucleotide-binding protein subunit beta-5a. Gene Ontology annotation, cellular component: cytoplasm; heterotrimeric G-protein complex. Bases 100 to 1185 code for a protein of 361 amino acids. NCBI's taxonomy places the organism in Eukaryota, Metazoa, Chordata, Actinopteri, Salmoniformes, Salmonidae. Gene Ontology annotation, biological process: G protein-coupled receptor signaling pathway; G protein-coupled dopamine receptor signaling pathway. The transcript is spliced from 11 exons. The record is from RefSeq and is a predicted model, not a curated record. Gene Ontology annotation, molecular function: protein binding; signaling receptor complex adaptor activity.
UGCAUCAGCUGUGAGCCCCUCGUCCUCAGCUUGCAAAAUAUACUCUCUCUUAUUUAUUUAUUUUUGCUGCCCGCAUCUGCUCUGACAACGGGAAUAUAUAUGAUAUUUUCCACAAACCCUGAAAUGGCUACACAGGAGGUACAACCGAAUGAGACUCUCACCAACCUAAAAGCGGAAUCGGACACGUUGAAAACGAAGCUCGAGGACGAAAGAGCGAAGCUGCAUGAUGUUGAACUCCACCAGGUGGCAGAGAAGGUGGAUGGACUGGGCCAGUUUAUCAUGAAGACCCGGCGUACUCUGAAGGGACAUGGAAACAAAGUUCUCUGCAUGGACUGGUGUAAGGACAAGAGGAGGAUCGUCAGCUCGUCACAGGAUGGAAAAGUGAUUGUAUGGGAUGCCUUCACCACUAACAAGGAGCACGCAGUGACCAUGCCGUGCACCUGGGUGAUGGCCUGUGCCUACGCCCCCUCUGGAUGUGCAGUGGCCUGUGGUGGUCUGGACAACAAGUGCUCAGUGUACCCUCUGUCGUUGGACAAGAAUGAGAACCUGGCAGCGAAGAAGAAGUCUGUCGCCAUGCACACCAACUACUUAUCUGCCUGUAGCUUCACCAACUCAGACAUGCAGAUCCUGACGUCGAGCGGAGACGGAACCUGUGCAUUAUGGGAUGUGGAGAGCGGUCAGCUGUUGCAGAGUUUCCAUGGACACGCCGCUGAUGUUCUGUGUCUGGACCUGGCUCCUUCUGAGACCGGCAACACCUUCGUCUCUGGGGGCUGUGACAAGAAGGCCAAUGUAUGGGACAUGCGCUCAGGCCAGUGCAUCCAGUCCUUCGAAACCCACGAAUCAGACAUCAACAGUGUCAGGUAUUACCCCAGUGGAGAUGCAUUUGCCUCAGGCUCUGAUGAUGCGACAUGUCGUCUCUAUGACCUGAGAGCAGACAGAGAAGUGGCCAUUUAUUCCAAAGAGAGCAUCAUAUUUGGUGCCUCCAGUGUUGAUUUCUCUCUCAGUGGCCGGCUACUGUUCGGUGGCUAUAACGACUACACCAUCAACGUGUGGGAUGUCUUGAAGGGGACGAGGGUGUCCAUCCUGUUUGGACACGAGAACCGCGUCAGCACUCUGCGUCUGUCUCCUGACGGAACGGCCUUCUGCUCGGGGUCGUGGGACCACACUCUCAGGAUCUGGGCUUAAAGGAAAACGACACAGAAGAGGAACAACUAACCUCAAUGAUAGAUAGAUAGAUGGGAUCUUAGUUGUAAACUAAAGAGACAUUUACAUUUACAUUUAAGUCAUUUAGCAGACGCUCUUAUCCAGAGCGACUUACAAAUUGGUGCAUUCACCUUAUGACAUC